ACUCUGCCGACUGCUCAAUGGCAGAUUUAUAAAGACAGGCGCGGCCUCAGAUGCCAGAAAAGGUGUGGCCCAAAAACACAGAGGGAGGGAGAGAGAGAGAGAGAGAGAGAGAGAGAGAGAGUCAUUACCUUCAAAUUGGAAGAAGGUUGGGAGCUCUGAUUCAGUCCAGUUCCUCUUUUGCAUCCUUUGAAUAAUCAGUCUCAGGAGCGUGGUUUUUUUGGGGUUUUAAGAUGAGCUUCAGUGGCCCUUCCGUUGGUUCUGGUGGUGGAACAGCUAGGGCAUUUGAGUUUGGAAGGACUUAUGUGGUUAAGCCUAAAGGAAAACAUCAGGCUACCAUAGUUUGGUUACAUGGCCUUGGUGAUGAUGGAUCAAGCUGGUCCCAGGUCUUGGAGACCCUUCCUCUUCCAAAUAUUAAAUGGAUAUGCCCAACUGCUCCUACUCAACCAGUAACUGUAUUUGGUGGCUUCCCUUCCACUGCUUGGAUUGAUGUGGAAGGCUUUUCUGAAGAUGCUCGUGAUGAUUUGGAGGGUUUGGAUGCUUCAGCAGCACAUGUUGCAAAUUUGUUGUCAACAGAACCUGCUGGAAUUAAACUUGGUGUUGGAGGCUUCAGUAUGGGUUCAGCAACCUCCCUCCACUCUGCAACUUGCUUUGCUUCAGGGAAGUAUGGGAAUGGCAACCCAUACCCUGUGAAUUUAAGUGCAGUUGUUGGACUAAGUGGCUGGCUUCCUUGCUCAAAGACUUUGAAUAACAAGAUUGGAGAGGUCGAUGAGGCUGCAAGGCAUGCUGCAUUACUGCCCAUUUUGAUUUGUCAUGGUAGAGGUGAUGAUGUGGUGCCCUACAAAUAUGGCGAGAAAUCCUUAGUGUCCUUAAAAUCUGCAGGAUUUCAAGAUGUGAAAUUUAAUCCUUACAAUGGGCUUGGUCACUAUACUUCUCCUGAAGAGAUAAAUGACCUCUGCACAUGGCUAACUUCAAAGUUGGGGCUGGGAGAGCACCAUUAAUAACCUAUAAGCAACGCACAAUCUUCCAAAUGGAUCUUUGCAGGGUUUAUUGGAUGAUAAUCUUCAGCAAUAGAAAUGGAAUGGCGUCUUGUACUCGCAUUAAUAUAUGCAUUGAACCACCACCCCCCCCCCCCCCCCGGUGGGCCCCGUGGGGGCCCCAUUGUAUUUGCUAUGCUUUUCUUAUUUUGGUGUUAGCACAGAUGUGUGGAACUCUGUUGGGCGAUUCAUAGAAACUUGUAAUAAAUGGAUCAUUGGUGUGCUA
Malania oleifera is the source of this 1260-nucleotide messenger RNA. RefSeq lists its product as uncharacterized. Gene Ontology annotation, molecular function: hydrolase activity. The record is from RefSeq and is a predicted model, not a curated record. NCBI's taxonomy places the organism in Eukaryota, Viridiplantae, Streptophyta, Magnoliopsida, Santalales, Ximeniaceae. Bases 231 to 998 code for a protein of 255 amino acids. The transcript has 10 exons.